GUCUCCUUACAUACAUACAUACAUAUUCACUGUUUGUUUCUUUGUUGGGGUAGGUAUUAUUAUUAGCGACAGCAGAGAGACAAGAAGAUGAAGAUCUGUGGUUGCAUAUCCUUAUUCUUUAUUACUCGGUUUUGUAGCUCUCCUUUGGAGGUACUACCUAACUGACUGGCCUCACACAAAGACUUAUAUUGCUUUACAAGAGGCGGAGGCGCCAUGACAUGACGUAAAAUUACAAGAGACAUCUUCAGUAGAAGAUUAAGAUUCUGAAAAAUGAUUUCUUUCGCAAAAGUCACAUCAUUCCCGCGACGAUUUAUCCUCGUCUUGGGAGCGGGAGCAGGUGUUGCCGACGCCGUGUUAAUGCACCGCGGCAGGGAUCAAGGUGAUGCACCGCGCGCCGGAGGUCAGCCGCGCCAGACGAGGCAGCCUGCUACUCCUGGACAACGUGGCCUUCAACACCAAAAAG
This is a messenger RNA of Amoebophrya sp. A25, 463 nucleotides long. Lineage: Eukaryota; Dinophyceae; Syndiniales; Amoebophryaceae. The record is from the annotation of a GenBank genome assembly.